UCGAAACAAUAAAGGCAGAUAAAAAUCAUUUUAUGAAGUUUCGUUUGUUAUACUAUUAUUUCAAUAGACAAUACAAUUGAACCGAAAUUAAUUAUUUCCUAAGCAGCCUGUGUAACUUGCUUUCAGUAGUUAUUAUAAAGCUUAAUAUCUGACAGGAGCUGAUAAAAAUAUAUAGCGUAUACAGUCUUGCAUCAUUUUUUGCUCAUUGGCAUUUUUCUUGAUUUCAAGCAACAUCCUUAUCCUGAGAAUUAUUUAGCUGUGGUUAUGAAGUCUUUUAUGCUAAUUAGUAUCGUCGCAGGUUGUGUUUUAUCCAAACCAGAUGGUUCGUUGACUACUAUUGUGAGCAAUUGUAUUAACUACAAGAGCGUUCUACCUCAUGGUGAAUGUCGACAAAUAUUACAGUUCAACAAAAUUCAUCAAACUGUUGCCGAAGCAAGAAAAAUAAAUAGCGCAGCUCAAAAUUUUGAUGUUAUGAUGCGGAGUGUGAUUACGAUGGGACUGAGAACGUCAUGGCCCAUACUGAUGAAAUUGAUGAACGCAAAACUGUACCAGUGCACAAAAAUACCGAGUCUACGCAAGAAAGUGGAUAAAAUCGAGAGAGAAUUUCGACAGAAAUAUUUAAAUAAAAUAUCGCGUAACAUAGCAGGAUGCUUGAAGUCCUUUAAAUGGAUUUUCUGUCAGAUAUCUCACCCCGUUUGCGUGACGUCAAAUGGAAAGCAGUACUUGUCGCCUCCAUGUAGGUCCAUUUGCACUAACGACAAAUGCGCUCGGUUACUGAAAGUUUUGUACAAGCCGUGGAAAGAACUUUAUGACGCCUGUCCUAAUGUAGUAACCGACGUAUCAAAGUAUCACAAAUAUUUGACGUGUAAAUCAUUUCCUGUAGAGGACAAAAAUCAUCCAGAAAGAUGUCAAAAGAAAACCUUUUGGCAUAGAGAUAAUUCAUUAAGUCAAAGUGAACCCGUUUUCGACGAACUUAGGAGUGAGUUACAAACCAAGUCAAUAUUUGACACCAAUGGUAAACACGCCUUUGUAGCUCCAGACGCAAGUAGAUUUUCCGAAACGUCAGAGGAAACUGCACUAAAAGCCUUCAUGAACAGCAAUGUCAACGAUUUGACCACAAACCGUAUCCCCCUUGAUACUCAACAUGGCCAAAUAAAUGACAUAGAGGAUAAAGAAACUGCCGUGAUUAAAAACGAGGAAAUAUCAAAUGAAGCAAGUAUGAUGUCUAUGGAGAAGAAAAAACCAGCAUUCUCGGAACAAAUGUUCCAUUCCCAGAAUAAUCCCCUACUUGGUGAUGAGAAAGAGAAGGAGUUGCAGCCAGGUUGUAGACCAUAUAGCGAAAUACUUCCAAAUGGAGAAUGCAUGGGCGUUCUAAAACAUCAUAAAAUUUAUCAAAGUAACAAAAAGGCUAGGGAAGUCAACCUGAAACUGACGUACUUCCAAAUCGCGAUGGAUAUUUUAAAAAACGUUAAGAAGGAAGAAGAUCUGGGCGAACUAUUUGCGCUGGCAAAGAUAUCGCUGAAAAAAUGCAAACAUUGGGGGACGAAACUGAACCAGAAACUAUCUGAGUGGAUUAAACAGGCGAAAAAAGAGUUUAUGUCAGAUUUAGAAUACAUUGAUAGAUGCACUGACUAUUGGACUUGGUUUUCUUGUCAUAUGAAACACCCAGUGUGUUUAACAUCUUCUCAGAAAGAGAUGAUUUUUUCAGCGCCUUGCAAAUCUUCUUGUUUGAACGAUGGCGGUAACGGUACUUGUAGAAGAAUAUUACAGAGUAUUUUUAAUGCAUGGAAAGAUUUAUCUAAAUUUUGUCCAGACAAAAUGAAUAAUGUAUCAAAGUACAUUUCAUAUUUGACAUGCGACGCUUUUCCGUCAGCAGAGUUGACGCAUUUAGAAAGAUGCCAGAUGAGAGCUAAAUGGGAAAAACCAAGUGCCAAUUGGACAAAGACUUGCUACCAAAAAAAAGGUAUGAACUAUGGUGGCUCCACAAGCGUCACUGUCAGUGGCAAGACAUGCAAACAGUGGAACAUCAACCCUUACUUAAAAUCAUCCUUGUAUCCAAGUCUGGAGAAGAAUUACUGCAGGAAUCCUCAAGGAUAUUCAGAUAGACCAUGGUGUUAUGUGGACGAGAAUAAUUGGGAGUUUUGCCCAAUACAGAAAUGUAAAACUCAAACAGAAAAACAUGGGAUAUCAAAGGUUGUCAUUGCUUUAAUUUCUGUGGCUCUGGUGUUCAUCAUAAUAGCUGUGGCAAUGUCCUGCUAUAUAUUUUGUUUAAAGAAAAAAUUGCCAACGAGAGAACAAGUGUCAACGGAAGAUGAUUUAUACUACGUUUGCGACAUACCGAAACCAAGAGAAGGCUUUCAAGUUUUAAAUGUUCCUCUGUUACAAGAAAGCCAACAAUCAGAGAAAAAAUAGAGAAUACAGUUCGGGAACGCUUUAACAACUUAACAUUUCUUAUCCGCAUAUCAUAAAAACACUUACGUUGAAAUAAACGCCUCGUAGAUACGCCCAGGUGAAGUUGUAGAAAACUUACUCAACGCCCUUAACUUACUCAAGUCAUAAAAAAUGAGGAGAAAUGGCGAUAAAUUUCUUUUACUGGUCUUUGAUUAAUUAAAAUAUUUAUGUGAAGUCAUUUUAAAAAUUCUUUAACAAAACCUCAACAAACGUGAAGAAAACAUCCAGUGCUUAUUGAAGUUUGACGGUUUGACACGUUUAACUUUCUCGGGCAAUUUACCUUUAUGAUAAACUUAAUAGCAGGGAAAAGGGUUAUGCGCACCCCAUGUCUCAUGCUCCAGGAAAAAGACCUGGAAAAGAGAUCGGUGCUAGUAAUCUAUUUUAAUAUGGUUUCACUGUAGCGUCGGCAACCUUUGUAAAUUUUUAUGGUAAUACUUUUUGUCGGGAAAAAGUUUCAGAAAUUUUUGCGAAUCCCGCCGUUGCAAAAUUUUAUAGGAUUCGUCAGUAUUUUUUCACGAUAUGCCUUUUAUAACUGAGGAAUUAAUUUUUUUUUUUAUUGUGAAUUACCAAAAACUUUACACGUAGCUUCGAGAAGUUCGCAAAAAUUUCAUUAUGUUAAAAUAUAUUUUGUACAUAUUUAUUAUUUACGCCUCUCUGACACAACGGGCGACACCUAGUAACGCCUACGCAUCACAAAGUGACGCCGUCACGUCAAAUAGUAACGCCGACCAUCACAUAGUACCGCCGACAAGUUUACAUACUAACAGCGACAGGUUUACAUACUGACGUGGAAGAGCUUGAGUGUUCCAUUAUUAAUUUGUCGUCGUCCCAUUACAUCUCAAAAUGUCAAUAGCGUUAUUAAAUUAAGGUUUACGUGAAAAUUUUUUCAAAUAUUGCAAGAAUUUUGCCAUGGUUAUAUUUUCAAACUCACAGAAACUAACAAUUAAAAAAUGAAACAGAAGUUUAAUUCAACAAAUUUAACUUCAACAAUUUUUAGGGAUUUGAUUUUUGUAAAAUUAAAUCUUAGUGGAAUAUAACUUUCUUAAUUCCUACAAAAUAUACCCCACCCAACGUGCUGUUGUGUUUUAUGAUCAAUAUUGUAAAAGUUACAAAAUAUACCCACCCAACGUGCUGUUGUGUUUUAUGAUCAAUAUUGUAAAAGAACUCUAUAUAAAUAAAUAAGUAAAAAGAAGAAGAAAACGAAUUUAUCGAUAACGUGUAAUUGUCGUAAAUUUACCGAUUUUCAGAGUCGAUAAAUAUAUUGUACUAUUUAGAUA
This is a messenger RNA of Hydractinia symbiolongicarpus, 3728 nucleotides long. RefSeq lists its product as uncharacterized. The transcript has 10 exons. The record is from RefSeq and is a predicted model, not a curated record. Gene Ontology annotation, molecular function: protein binding. Bases 265 to 2412 code for a protein of 715 amino acids. NCBI's taxonomy places the organism in Eukaryota, Metazoa, Cnidaria, Hydrozoa, Anthoathecata, Hydractiniidae.